This is a messenger RNA of Pelodiscus sinensis (Chinese soft-shelled turtle), 2693 nucleotides long. It is a transcript of the gene NFKBIZ, whose product is annotated as NFKB inhibitor zeta. Gene Ontology annotation, biological process: regulation of gene expression. The record is from RefSeq and is a predicted model, not a curated record. Gene Ontology annotation, molecular function: POU domain binding; DNA binding. Lineage: Eukaryota; Metazoa; Chordata; Testudines; Trionychidae. Gene Ontology annotation, cellular component: nucleus.
CUCCCCACACUCGCCCCCCUCCUGCUGGCGGUUUGCUGCCUCCCCCGCCGUCUCUCCGCUCCCGUCGCCAGGAGCAUGAUCGUGGACAGCAGCAGCAGCAGCAGCUGGGAGGCGCCGGCCGACGGCGACUCCAGCUCCAUGAGCAGCCCCCUCAACCUGGCUUUUUUCUAUGGCGCCUCCCCCUACUCCAGCAGCGAAAGCAGCUGCUCGCCCGCUCCCUCCGCCCCGGGCUCGCCCGGCUCCGACUCGGAGCUGUCCGUCAGCAGCUGCGGGGGCGACGGCUGGAGGAGGGACUCCCUGGACAGCCCGCGCCAUGCCCCGCAAGCCGAACACCACAUGGGGGGAGGAAAGCAGCACAGAGGACCUUUCCAAGGGGUACGUGUGAAAAAUUCAGUCAAGGAGCUCCUAUUGCACAUUAGAAGCAGCAAACAGAUGUCCUCAGGCCAUGUUGCUGAUGAAUUCAAGGCACAACCAAGGCUGAACUACGAACAGUUUACAGAGUUGAAGAACAUACUUGCUCAUAGUGGUAAAAGAAAGGCUCAUGAGCCUUUCUCUGAUGGACCCAGCUACAAAAGACCAGCUACUUUCCACUCUCACUUCUUGACACCACCACAAACACCAACCUCUAUGGAUAACAUGGAGGAUGCUCAUAAAAAUGAACCAAAACAUGAUAACUCUUCUGACAUGCUUCAAAACAUUAUGAAUAUUAAGAAUGAGUCGAAUCCUGUUUCUCUGCACACAGUGCAGGUCAGCUGGCUGAACACCAUACCUAACCAUAGCUCACCAAGGGAACAAUAUCAGGAUAUCCAAGGAGCACAGGCUUUCUCUCCGUCUGAGAAGUACCAAGCUUUCCCAGCCAAUAGCCCCCAACAAAUGUUGGAUUCACCCCAGAAUUAUCAAUUUUCUUCCUCACAGACACAGGAUUUAUCACAGAACUGUAAUCAGGAUUCAUUACUGGAAUACAGGCCAUUUUCUGGAAAUGACCAGUCCCCUACCUACCAACAGAAUAAUCUUGAAAUCCACGAACUGCAGUAUUGCCCAACCCAAAGUUUCGCAUCUCUCUUGAAUGAUUCUGAAGGCUCAGAGAAUAUACUCAACUGUCUCCAGCCUCUGUCCACUGCCCAUCAGCAAUCUGAUAUCAACACCCACACUCAGAACUUUAGCCUAGCACCAAAUAACAGCUGUAGUUCGCUUGGACACAGUUCAUCUCUGGCUACUCUGAAUGUUUCUCUACAACACCAGGGAAUUGUCAGAAGCACGGCACAGCUGGGCAAGUCGUUCUUUCAGUGGCAAGUGGAACAGGAAGAAAACAAGCUGGCCAACAUCUCUCAAGAGCAGAUACUCACAAAAGACUGCGAUGGUGACACAUUCCUUCACAUUGCUGUUGCCCAGGGCCGACGGGCUCUUUCCUAUGUUCUUGCCAGAAAGAUGGUUGCUCUGCAGAUGUUGGAUAUUAAAGAACACAAUGGCCAGAGUGCCUUUCAGGUGGCUGUGGCGGCCAAUCAGCAUCUGAUUGUCCAGGAUCUGGUUAGCCUGGGAGCCCAAGUGAACACAACAGACUGCUGGGGUAGAACGCCAUUGCAUGUUUGUGCUGAGAAGGGUCAUUCCCAAGUCCUCCAGGCAAUCCAGAAAGGAGCUAUUGGAAGUAGUCAGUAUGUGGACUUGGAGGCGACCAACUAUGAUGGGUUGACAGCCUUGCACUGUGCAGUGCUGGCCCACAAUGCCGUGGUGCAUGAACUCCGGAACAGUCAGCCACCUCACUCACCUGAAGUUCAGGAGCUUCUGUUGAAAAACAAGAGCCUGGUAGACACCAUCAAGACACUGAUCCAAAUGGGAACCUCUGUUGAAGCAAAAGAUCGUAAAAGUGGCCGCUCAGCUUUGCAUUUGGCAGCAGAAGAAGCCAACCUGGAGCUUAUUCGUUUAUUUUUGGAUCAACCCAAUUGCCUCUCUUUCGUUAAUGCAAAGGCAUACAAUGGCAACACAGCACUACAUGUGGCUGCCAGCCUGCAGUAUCGGGUGACUCAGUUGGAUGCAGUUCGUCUGUUGAUGCGGAAGGGAGCUGAUCCGAGUGCUAGAAACUUGGAGAACGAGCAACCAGUUCACCUGGUUCCUGAUGGCCCUGUAGGAGAACAGAUACGACGUAUCCUGAAGGGCAAGGCGGCUCAGCAAAGAGCUUCACCAUAUUAAACUCCAUGUGUCUUGGAGUUCAGUACACUCACUGUCAGUUAGGCAGUCCUAAUGAAUCUGUAAAUAGACCAUUUGCCCAGUAUAGGCAAAUGUGAGUUGUUUCUAUGAAACAAAAGUAUUUAGUUCACUAUCAUAUAGUGGGUUAUGUUAACAAAAUUCAAAUUCCUUUGAACAGAUGGGAAUGUUCUAUACCAGGUGUCUGGAUACCUGGGUUUAAUAGCUAUGAUAAGCUGACUUAUUUAAACAGUUUAACUAGUUCUGGGGCAAGGAUGAUUGUAUUGAAGGUUUAUUUUUGUAUUUAGAUAGGCAUGAGAUCAAUGGCAACAAUAUUAAGUUUUGUUUUUUAAUCAAAAUAUUAACUUACAGAAAAAAUUAAUUAACUGUAGAAUCCAAAAGAAUAUUUAUAUUCCUCAGUAUCUUUUUUCCAGUGUCUUAAGCAGUGCUGUAUAUAAAUCAGUAGCAUUAUCCUGCUGCGCCAUAUUUUUAAUAAAUUAACUGAAAAGGGA